Messenger RNA from Cavia porcellus (domestic guinea pig), 2027 nucleotides. It is a transcript of the gene CUNH17orf58, whose product is annotated as chromosome unknown C17orf58 homolog. NCBI's taxonomy places the organism in Eukaryota, Metazoa, Chordata, Mammalia, Rodentia, Caviidae. The transcript has 4 exons. The record is from RefSeq and is a predicted model, not a curated record. Bases 367 to 1317 code for a protein of 316 amino acids. Gene Ontology annotation, molecular function: protein binding.
UGACCUCAUCUGGACGUUUCCCCUCGCGCCUCCUCCCCGCCCUGCCUCGGCCCCUGCUCCCCGUGCUCCCCUCGCGUGUCACCCCACCCACCCGGGUGUGAGUUGGGGCCGUGAUGUGAUCCUGGGCGGCGGGUCCCAGACCUCGCAGGGGCCACGCUGCGAGGCCACGCGCGGGUCCCCGCAGGAGGAGGAGCAGGAGGAGGAGGAGGAGGACGAGGUCCCCGCGCCGGUUGUGCGCGCGCGGGGCGGCUUCCCCCAGGCUGCCCCUCAUUAGCAUGAGCGGGGUGGGGGUGCGGCGCGGGGCCGGGGGAGCGGACGGAGCCGGGCCGGGCUCCGGGCCAGAGCCCGGGAGCCCUGUCCACCAAAAUGACAGCUAGAGCCUUCUGGCUGCUCUGCCUGCUCGUGGGGUGCUCCCCCGAAGCCCCGCUGGCGGAGCGGAAAGCUACGUCGCCACACAACCGAAAGCCCGAGCCUCACGGGGCGGCGGGCGCAGCCGAGACAGCCGGGCCCGGGGCGCAGCCUCUCCCCGAGGCCCCGCGACCGCUGCGCGCGGCGGACGUCGCCCCUCGCGCCUGGCCCGACCCACGGCGCCGGAAGCCCCCGCUGCCCGCCGAGAACCGCGCCGGCUUCCGGGAGGCCGCGCGCGUGCUCGCCGGGCCGCCGGGCCCGCGCCUCGCGCAGGCCGAGAACCGAGCGUCGCCGCGUCGCGCGCGCACCCGAGCCCUGCGCUUCCCCGCCGCGCGGCCCCCCGCGCACGCCACCGAGGCUCCCUCGGGACCCGUGCACCCCAACCGGCCGCGCGCCGCUGCCCCGCCCCCGGAGUCGGCGGCCGCGUCGUCCGCGAGCGCAGCGGAGCUUGGCGCCGAGCCCUGCGCCUGCGCCUGGAGCGCGGACCUGGACGAGCGCGACGCCUACUGCGAGAGCGAAUUCGCAGCCGUGAACGGAAUCGUGCACGACGUGGACGUGCUUGGCGCCGGGAUCCGGCUGGUGACCCUGCUGGUGGACCGCGCCGGACUGUACAAGAUGAGCCGCCUCUACAUCACGCCCGACGGCUUUUUCUUCCGAGUGCACAUAUUAGCCCUAGACUCCUCCACCUGCAAUAAGCCAUGCCCAGAAUUGAAACCCGGCAGCAGGUACAUUGUGAUGGGCCACAUCUACCACAAGAGACGCCAGCUCCCCACAACUCUGCUCCAGGUCUUGAGAGGGCGCCUGCGUCCAGGAGAUGGGCUGGUCAGGAGCAGCAGCAGCUAUGUUAAAAGGUUUAACAGGACAAGAGAUCGGCAAGUUCAAGGUGCAGUUCACACCCAGUGCAUCUGAAACAUCCCAUCCCAGCGCUUGAGGAUCACAAGAGACUUGGAAUUCAGCAAAAUGACGGAAAGGUUUAGAUUCAUGUAAUGGUGUCUUCCUUUCACAGGGCCACAGCUACUUCACAGCCCUAAUCUGGAAGGCACCACUUUCCUAGCGACACAAUGCUGCUUCUGAGCUCACAGGCAAAGUUACUCAACUGCUGGGCCAGUGAUUCAUGUGGCUUUGAUACUUCACCUGUCCAGUUAACAGAUCAGUGCUUCAUGUGAAAUUUUUAAAUUAUUUUAAUUCAUUUUUCAGUAGAAAUAGUUCACAAAACCCCUUUUGAGUUUUAAAUAUACAAUUCUGAAUAGUUUAUAUCAGGAUCAAACCAAAUUUUAUACUCAAGCCACAUUUUAAAUUCUAUACAUAGUAAGCACACUAGUCAAGGACAUUUACAUAUGAAAUGUCACUUAGAUCAAACACAAGGGUCAGAGCCCAGGAAAAAUACUAUUUUACACGUAAAGAGCACUAAAGGGCUCAAUCCAAGAAAAUGUUAUUCUAAGCUGUUUUCCUGAUGUACCAGAAUGUAUGAGAUAUUUUCAUGCCUUCCUGCUUCCAAUAACAUGUUUUGUGUCAACCUGGAUGCUUAUUUCAGUGCUAAAUGUAUCUGAUGGCAUUUUUCUAUUAAAACCAAGUAUCAUGCUUGUGUUUGUUCAGCAGUAAAUCUUGCCUUGAAAUCA